Messenger RNA from Sinocyclocheilus grahami, 1145 nucleotides. RefSeq names its product GDNF family receptor alpha-4-like. Lineage: Eukaryota; Metazoa; Chordata; Actinopteri; Cypriniformes; Cyprinidae. Gene Ontology annotation, biological process: nervous system development. The annotation marks the transcript as partial. Gene Ontology annotation, molecular function: signaling receptor activity. The record is from RefSeq and is a predicted model, not a curated record. Gene Ontology annotation, cellular component: signaling receptor complex; external side of plasma membrane. The transcript is spliced from 6 exons.
GGGUGCCGCGGCUGGUGUCCGGGGGCCGGUGGGACUGUCUGACUGCGGGGGAUUCGUGCUCCAGCGACGAGGCGUGCAGCCCGCGCUUGAGAACACUGCGGCAGUGUGUCGCAGGCGGCGGAAGCGUGAAGCUGGGUCCGGGGGCACGCAACCACUGCGAGAACGCCGUGACGGCCCUGCUGUCUAGCCCUCUGCACCGAUGCCAGUGCAAACGGGGCAUGAAGAGAGAGAAGAACUGUCUUAGCAUCUACUGGAGCCUCAAGCAGUCCGUGCUGCAUGGGCUGAGCUUGGUGGAGAAUUACCCCUAUGAGCCUGUCGAGCGGGGCUUUGAUUAUGUUCGCCUGGCCUCCAUCGCUGCAGGGGUGCCGCGGCUGGUGUCCGGGGGCCGGUGGGACUGUCUGACUGCGGGGGAUUCGUGCUCCAGCGACGAGGCGUGCAGCCCGCGCUUGAGAACACUGCGGCAGUGUGUCGCAGGCGGCGGAAGCGUGAAGCUGGGUCCGGGGGCACGCAACCACUGCGAGAACGCCGUGACGGCCCUGCUGUCUAGCCCUCUGCACCGAUGCCAGUGCAAACGGGGCAUGAAGAGAGAGAAGAACUGUCUUAGCAUCUACUGGAGCCUCAAGCAGUCCGUGCUGCAUGGGCUGAGCUUGGUGGAGAAUUACCCCUAUGAGCCUGUCGAGCGGGGCUUUGAUUAUGUUCGCCUGGCCUCCAUCGCUGCAGAGUCUGAGGUGGGCAUGACAACAGUGAACCGUUGUUUGGACGCUGCUAAGGCCUGUAAUGUGGAUGAGACGUGUCAGAAACUACGCACGGAGUACGUGUCGGCGUGCAUCGCCCCAUCGGCGCGGGCUGGGCCCUGCAACCGAGCACGCUGUUGCAAAGCACUGAGAAAGUUCUUCGACCGUGUGCCGCCAGACUACACACACGAGCUGCUCUUCUGUCCAUGCUCUGACACGGCUUGUGCAGAGCGACGGCGCCAGACCAUUGUGCCUGCAUGCUCUUAUGAAGAAAGGGAAAAACCCAAUUGCCUGGCACAACUUCGAGUUUGUGAGGCCGACUAUGUGUGCAAGUGGGUAUUGCAAAAGAUGCAAGAAAAGCAAUGUGAGCUGCUCUCCAAAGGCAAUUUAUUUGGAGACAAGCAGCUAUGA